Molecule: messenger RNA, 1135 nt
Organism: Oryza brachyantha (malo sina)
Lineage: Eukaryota; Viridiplantae; Streptophyta; Magnoliopsida; Poales; Poaceae
Product: FCS-Like Zinc finger 6
Exons: 2
Coding region: 146-721 (191 amino acids)
Source: RefSeq, a predicted model, not a curated record
CACACACCCGCUCUCGCCGCGCGCGCGCACCUGCAACUGCACCCGCGGCCUCGUCUUCGCCGGCGACACCGCCGCUUCGUCUCACGCCGUAUCGGCGUAGGUGCGUGUGUGUGCGGGAGGGGAGGGGAGGUGAGGUGGGUCGGUUAUGAUGGUGGGGAAGAGGGGGAGGGGAGGGGGCAAGAACAGCGCCGCCGUCCCGAUGAGGCGGACGACGAGCAUGACGGAGUUCUCGCCGCCGGACGUGCUGGCGGUGGUGGCGGAGGAGGAGGGUGAGGAUAUGGAGGCGAUGGUGGUGGUGGACGGAUGCGGUGGCGGGGACGACGACGGGCGGCAGGACUGGCUGGCGUCGUUCGGGGGAGGAGGAGGAAGAGGAGGGGGAGGGGGCGCGCCGGGGCAGGACUGGCUGGCGGCGUACCGCGCGCGCGCGGCGCCGGCGCGGGCGGGGAUCAGGCGGAACUCAGCGGACUACUGCGCCGUCGAGACCGCCGCGUUCCUCCGCGCCUGCGGCCUCUGCCGCCGCCGCCUCGGCCCUGGCCGCGACACCUUCAUGUACAAGGGCGAGGCGGCGUUCUGCAGCCUGGAGUGCAGGCAGCAGCACAUGACGCAGGAGGAGUGGAACGACAAGUGCGCGGUUUUGACGUCCAGGAAGAAGGAGGCGCCGGCGAACGGCCGCGCCCGCUCCAGCAAGGCCACCACCGGCGGCACGGUGGCGGCGGCCUGACGAACGAUCUAGCUAGCAAGAUAGCCACGGCCUACCUACCUCAGCUAGCUAGCAACCAAGCGAUCGAGCUCAUCGAUCAGCGCCACCACACCUAAGUGCAACCACCAUCCACACGGCUCAAUUACGACGACGACGACGACGACAACUAAAUCAUCGAUUAUUAUUCCGCCAUUAUUGUAUGGUUUGAUCCAUUCAUCAACCCAUCCAGCAGUAGAGAUAUAUACCACUAUUAGUUCAUCUGAUCAAUCCACACAUCGCCACUUGGAUCGAUCGAUCGUUUCUAAUUAAUUAAAUUAGUUGCAGUUCAUGCCGAUCGAUCAGUGUGAAUCUGUGAUGGAUCGAUAAUUGAUUGAUCAUGUAAAACGAUGUCGUUGCAUCUAAAAGGAAUUCUUGGAGGCAGCAGGUGCAUGCGCA